Molecule: messenger RNA, 1799 nt
Organism: Haliotis rubra (blacklip abalone)
Lineage: Eukaryota; Metazoa; Mollusca; Gastropoda; Lepetellida; Haliotidae
Product: scavenger receptor class F member 2-like
Exons: 5
Coding region: 205-1320 (371 amino acids)
Source: RefSeq, a predicted model, not a curated record
CAUACCUUCGCCAAGGUACACACUAGUGAUUUAGUUGUCGGGUGUUCACUUAGGCUGUCGGUUGUUUCACCUCGUCGCAGGUGAAGUAUCCAGGUUUGCUGAAACCCAGCCUACUAUCAGGUGCUAACGGCUCCUGGUCCAGGGCAGAGAAGACAUUUUACUAACCAAGGAUUCUUCAGGUCAAAUGAAAUCUAAGAAACCACCAUGACAAGGCACCCAUUCAUGACAGUUAAAAAUUUGUGUUUGAUGCUGCCAGGAAUAGCAGCAGGAAUAGCAGCAGUGUCAGGUGCCGCCGAGGUUGACAGUCCCCAAUGUGCUCGGUGGGAUCGUGGUCUGUGUGUUGAAUGUUACUACGGAUGGUUUGGGCAUCGGUGUCAGAGACAAUGUGACAGACACUGCUGGCACACCGGGUGUUAUAAACAUACUGGGAUCUGUGAACAAUGUGUGCCUGGUAAACACGGCAGAGACUGUAACACUGACUGUCCUGACAACUGUAGACGGGAUAGAGAUGGGAGGGUGAACUGUGAUCGGGAAGGAGGGGGAUGCCUGGAGGGGUGUAGGGAGGGCUGGUGGGGGGACACGUGUAACAACCCAUGUAAUGUUAACUGUAAGACAGGGGCAUGUCAUCAAACAUCAGGUCAUUGUAUCGGCGACUGUACACGUGGGUGGCACGGACUGGCUUGUGACAAACGGUGUUCAGCUGGUUGUCGGGGCAACAUAUGCAGAUGUGUUACAGGGGUAUGUACGCAUGGAUGCGAGAGAGGCUGGUUUGGUGAAAAAUGUACAGAGCGAAAACAACAAAGAGAAUGCAGUUUCACGUGUAGAAGCCGUGAGUGUGAUAUGAAUGGGAGGUGUUUAAAAGGAUGCAAAAAUGGAUUCAGAGGCAGCACGUGUAUCGAGCGAUGUCCAGACAACUGCCACAUUUGUGAACAAGACACGACGUCAUGCACGACAUGUGAACGUGGAUGGCAGGGACGUCUCUGUACCAACAGAAGUAUCGCCCGUCACCAUCCGCACAAAGGUCAUCCAACAUUCGAAGUGCUUGGCUCCCCGUCUGAACCAACAGGUGGUGCUACCGGCAGGGACAGUGGCAGCAUAUUGCUUCUGUUGGUGGCUGUGAUCAUCAGUGCCAUGUGCCAGACAGACCUUUCAUGGUAUUCCAAUGAACUGUUCCGAAUACAAGACACUUCACUGUCUACCUUACAGAAGUUACGGACUCAAGUAAAACGGUCCUGCAUGCAGAUUGCAUGUCAUGAGUAUUCACUAGGUCAAGCGUUUGUAAAUUGGCGGUUCCAAAGGCCGUCAAUAUCAGAUCGUUAGUCCAGUGCAUAACGACAUGUAAAAGAUUGUUUUUACUUGAUGAUUCAUGACGAAAUUAUGUUUUAAUAUCUUUCGUUAAUUUCUAAUUUUGUAACAAUCCCGGCACGGAAAUAGCACUUGUUCAAGCAUUGUAGAGCGUGCAAAAUGGAAGUAACGACAAUAGACGUCUUUGCCAUUGUCGUUUACAAUCAUUGUAUCAGUAAAACAUAAAACCUCCACCCUCAAUUGUGCUGAAUAUACAUGGGAACACAGGCAUUGGUGUUCGGAUUUUCGGCCUUAAUGUGAAAAAGUUAUUCAAAUGUGCAUUUUUUAACUUAACUGUAUUAAUUGUUCUUGGUGCCAAUUUGUCCGAUUGAUUUUCUUUUUUUCGCAAUUUUGUAAAUAUAUGUAGAAUUAUGUGGUGUCAGAAUAUGUUAGUGGCAUUCUUGACACUAAAUGUUUAGACGGUUUGAAAUAAAAAGGUAUUAUUUAAAACACAA